UUUACUGCGUACAGAACAUUUCUCAAGUUGUCAUUGUUGGAGUACAGCCGUGAAUAUAUCACAACAACAUGCAAAACGUUAAAAUAUAUCAAAAAGAAGCGCAAUUCGGAUUCUCAAUCAAAUACGACGAAUUUUAUAAAGAACACGUUACAUCCGAAAUUGUUUUGGCUACUGUCCCAUGGAAAGUUAAAGUUACAAAGAGAAUAGACAAUGGUGAAGAUGUGAUCGAUUUAUUUCUGGUGUGCUCACCGGGUGUUGUACCAAACACACAGGAAUGGUUUUGUGAAGCAAAUAUGACGGCCACACUGUGUUCAACUACAACGGAUCAACAGUCGUUCAGAAAGAGUCUUACAAAGGUUGCAUUCAAAAGAGGCGAAGAAUGUCAUGGACUUGCACCUUUUAUCAAGUUAACUGACAUGGAACCAUACAAGCGAAACGGACAAGUUUUUUUUGAAGUUCAAUUAUCAGUUAAUCCGCUAAAAACACGCAGCCAAGCACAAAUCCUGCAAAAACGCUCGAUUUUCCAAUUUACACUCGAUGAUGUGAGUAAAUUCAACACAACGCACAGUGUUGACGUAUCUGUUGGUGGUACGAAUUGGAGCGUAUUUCUCCAGAAAACAAAGCAUACUGAUAUGAGCGAUUAUUUGGGAUUCUUCCUGCGUGAUGAAAGGGAUUCACAGGAUGAUAACUACUGGACAUGGCUCACAAAGUGUUCGUUCAAAUUGCUUUCAUUUGAUGAUGGCAACAUCCAUCCGCGCGAAUACAAAGUGGAACGUACUUUCUACUCUAAGGGUGAUGAUUGGGGCUUCCCCAAAUUUAUAGCUUGGAAUGAUUUGAUAAAUCCAGCAUACAAGUACAUUCAAGACGACAAAGCUGUAUUCGAAGUAGAUUUGAAUGUUAGUCCAGCCAAACCAGUGUGGGAUUUUGGUCGCAAGCAGCCACAGCCAAGGCCAGAAAACGGUAUACUUGAAUGUUCAAUUUGUCUUCAAAAUAUCGUUGGACGUGAGCCUGUUUCAACAAAAUGUGGUCAUUGAACCAAACACACUCGAAUGGUUUUGUGAAGCAAAGAUGACGGCCACACUGUGUUCAACUACAACGGAUCAUCAAUCGUUCAGGAAGAGUCUGGCAAUGGUCGUAUUCAAAAAGGACGAAAAAUCACAUGGAUUAAGACCAUUCAUCAAGUUAGCUGAUAUAGGACCAUACAUGCAAGACGGACGUGUUUUUUUCGAAAUUCAAUUGUCAGUCAAUCCGCUGAAAACACGCAGCCAAACACAAAUCGAAACGAAACGCUUGAUAUUCCAGUUCACCCUCGAUGAUGUGAGUAAAUUCAAUACAAAGCACUGUGUGGAUGUGUCUGUGGGUGGUACAAAGUGGAGCGUGCGUCUCAUGAGAAAGCAACACAAUUUGGCGGUCGUCCUGCGUGAUGAGAGGAAUGCACAAGAUGACAACUGGACGUGGCACGCAAAGUGUUCGUUCAAAUUGCUUUCGUUUGAUGAUGACAACAUCCAUCCGCACGAAUACAAAAUGGAACGUACUUUCUAUUUUGAAGGCCAUUGUUGGGGCUUCCCCAAAUUUAUAGCUUGGAAUGAUUUGAUGGAUCCAGCAAACAAGUAUAUUCAAGACGACAAAGCUGUGUUCGAAGUAGAUUUGGAGGUUAGUCCAGCCAAACCGGUGUGGGAUUUUGGUCGCGAACAGCCACAGCCAAGGCCAGAAAACGGUAUACUUGAAUGUUCGAUUUGUCUUCAGAACAUCGUUGGACGUGAGCCUGUUUCAACAAAAUGUGGCCAUCUCUUCUGCAAAGCCUGCAUCAGACAAUCCAUUCAGGAGAACAACAGAUGCCCAAAUUGUAAUGCUGAUGCCGUUUUGUUGGAUUUGCGUCCUAUCUACCCUUGAAGCCGAUAUUGCAAUUUUGAUGCUGGCUCACAUGAUUUGGCAUCUACUAUUCAACAUGAACCAUUACUGGCUAUCCAGUCUAGCUGUUGAUGACACAUUUUUGAAAUUCAUAUUUCUCAAUAAUAUCUUACUUUUCAUCGUGAAUUCGUACCAAUCGUAAACGUAUCAUAAAUCAAAAUUAAAUAUCAGAAUAUUUUAUUUGAAAUAAGUGUAG
Sitodiplosis mosellana (orange wheat blossom midge) is the source of this 2107-nucleotide messenger RNA. RefSeq lists its product as uncharacterized. The transcript has a single exon. Lineage: Eukaryota; Metazoa; Arthropoda; Insecta; Diptera; Cecidomyiidae. Gene Ontology annotation, molecular function: protein binding. The coding region runs from base 895 to 1893 and encodes 332 amino acids. The record is from RefSeq and is a predicted model, not a curated record.